AUAGUUUAUACUUUAUUAUUAAAAAAAAACUUGGCUCUAUAUAUAUGGAGAUACGAAGUGGGACUCUUGUACUCCUACACUAAAUUCUCUGAGCUCUUUCACCAAAAAGAGAAUGGUGUGCAGAGCAGAAGAAGCAAUGAAGCAGAGAGGGAUCAUAAAGAGAUGUAAAGAAGAUGAUCGUCAUCAGAAGAAGAAGAUGCAAUCAAUCACAAAUUGCAACAAAGAAAAAAGUUGCAGAUUCAAGCGAAGCACUAGUAAUCUCGAUAACGAUGGAGCUUCCUCAGCCAUCUUCCUCCUAGCUUGCAUCGCCUGCUCAUCCUUCUCUUAUCAUCUCUAACUAUCAACAUAUAUAUCUUAGUUGUAACAGUAUGUCAGCAUCCUCUGUUAAUUACUCUUCAAACUACGUUUAAGUUAGUCAUCUAUAUAUUUGUUGAUUUUAUUGAUACUUUUGUUCAAUAUGAGGUUUUAAAUCUGCACAUUUGCGCAGAGAACUUCUUAAUACUUUGUUUUGUGUUAUAGUUUUUCUAUGUUUUAAUCUAUUUUUUGUUUUGUUUUGUGUUGUAGUCUUUUAUUGUAUUAACGGAAAACAUAUUGAGGAUGCGAAUAAAAGAUUACUGCGUUUGAUUUUCUUUUAUAAAUUACUUUUUUAGUUGUAUAUUGAACAUAUAUAUGAUUAGUCUAUGACUCAAGAUUAA
This is a messenger RNA of Arabidopsis thaliana (thale cress), 695 nucleotides long. RefSeq lists its product as uncharacterized. The coding region runs from base 113 to 337 and encodes 74 amino acids. The transcript has a single exon. The record is from RefSeq and is marked reviewed. NCBI's taxonomy places the organism in Eukaryota, Viridiplantae, Streptophyta, Magnoliopsida, Brassicales, Brassicaceae.